Molecule: messenger RNA, 710 nt
Organism: Macrosteles quadrilineatus (aster leafhopper)
Lineage: Eukaryota; Metazoa; Arthropoda; Insecta; Hemiptera; Cicadellidae
Product: myosin light chain alkali-like
Exons: 6
Coding region: 71-583 (170 amino acids)
Cellular component (GO): muscle myosin complex
Source: RefSeq, a predicted model, not a curated record
GCGAAGUUUCUUGGCCGAACCUACACUGAUUUUGUCCAUUUCUUGUCAGUGCUAUUGUACAGUGAGCGCCAUGGAAUCUACUAUGGUGGAUAAAGCGACCCUAAUCACACUUCCCGAGGCCCAGCAAAGAGAAAAGGUGAACUGGGUGUUUGGACUGUACGGAAGUACUGGCACGAUAGACGGAGCUGACGUCAUCGACGCCAUUCGAGCCCUCAACUUGAACCCUACGAUCGCGUUUGUCUGUAGUCUGGGGGGCUCCACGACAAGAGGAGAGACCUCGAUGACUUUGGAAGAGUUCUGGAAGGUGUACUGCGCUGUUCGGGACGACACGAACGAGGGAGGUUUCGUGGACUUUAUAGAAUGUCUCAAGAUCUACGACGUUGGUGAAAACGGCCUCAUGAAGUUUGUAGACUUGAGUCACAUGCUCCUGAACUUGGGGGAGCCAGUAACACAGGAUGAGCUAGAUGGUGUCCUAACAGACUGCUUGUUAGAAGAAGAGGAUGAUGACGGCUGGAUACCUUACUUGCCGUUCUUGUGUCGCUUGUGUGAGAAGCCGGUACCUAAGAGCAUAAAGCCAGAAUAAAGACUGGAUUUCUACACCAUUAAAUUAACAUGGCGGAUCUAUUGACACACUAAAAAUUAUAUAAUUAUUUGUAUAAAUAAGCUGUUUUAAAACGUACUUGUAAAUAAAAUCCAAACUUUCACAUGAA